Messenger RNA from [Torrubiella] hemipterigena, 3486 nucleotides. The record is from the annotation of a GenBank genome assembly. Lineage: Eukaryota; Fungi; Ascomycota; Sordariomycetes; Hypocreales; Clavicipitaceae.
CCCGUUUGGAGUUAGCGUGCCUGACUAACUCCCUACGACGGCUGACGCGCCCAGCGCUGCAGCUGCCGUUCACGAUCUCUGGAACGCCGCCCUCCACUUUCUGUCAUCCUCGCCCAUCACCUUUCUUGCAGUUGGCGAUCUCUGCGCUCUGCGUCCUAAUCCAUUGCAUCAAAUCUGGCAAUGGGCAUUGUUGCGUCUUAGCACGCCCAAUUUCUUACUCGCUGGUUCGUUUACUCGGCGCGCCACCUUUUAAACUCGUUCGUUUCCCUCUUCUUUCUCCUACUUGUCCUCAUCCGUUUACUACAAACCUCCGAUCUUCUCCAAAUCAUCUUCAGCACACUAUUUCAUCGUCCAUCUCUAUUCUUUUUUUCUUUUCCUCUUUAUCCGUCUCUUCUUUCUCUUCUUCGCCUUGGGUUGCACCCAUUGUCGACAUUUCUUGCCAAGCACGGCUGGAUUGCCAGUGCAACAGCACCGCCUCCAAACCGCGCUCUGGCCUCUUUGACUCUCCUUUACCUUGUGGCUGUCGCCCACCAUCACCUCUUGGCUUUUCUUCUCUCUUUCUCUUACUUCAGCGAUAUGAAGCGUUCUAACCCUGGCUUCGCCCUGCAGAACAUCACCCGCCAACCAGGUAUCGAUUGACGGAAUACACGACCGACAGCUCUUUCACUUUAGCUUGCGAUCGACAAACCGAGACAGAAAAUAUACGCUACAAGCCCAGAUGAGCGCAUAUCGCGAUUCGGGCCGGUCGCCCGAAGACAGAUACAGAGAUGACAGAGGUGAUUCUUUCUACCGAAACCGCUCGCCUGGAAACGACCGCAGAGACCGACGACGAUCGCGUUCACCAGCCCCUUUAGAUCGCUAUGAGCCCAGAGGGCACCGCGAUGACCGUGACGACCGCCGACGCCCUCUGUCACCUCCGACUGGCAUUGAUAGAUACAUACCAGGACAAGAUAACGGCGCGCCUGGCAUGAAUGUCAAUCCCCUGGCUGAUCCCUCUCGAAUGCCCUAUCAAGUCGGAUUCUCGUACUUUGGUGAAUGGUGGAGGAUGAAUGAAAAGAUCAAGGACGACAAAGAGCGAGCCAGAACCGGCCGACGAAGAGAGCCCGAACGCGUGGACCGCGAAACAGAAAAGGCACAGAUCCAAGCUGCCUACGAUACAUACAAAGAAGAGCUUCAGACUAAGAUGGCUCGCGCCUUUGUCAACGAGCACAAAAAAGAACAGUGGUUCAAGGAACGCUACAUUGCGGAGAAUCGCGAUGAAUUUAGAGCCAAGCUAAACGAAUUCCGCCGCGGUGCCUACACACAGUGGGAGCAAGAUCUUGAAUCGGGAACCUUUGACGAGUUCACUUUGGAGGGUAUUCCAAAGAAUGAAAGCAAUGGCUCUGGCGGCGUGGUGGAGAAGGAAGAGGGUGAGGCCACCGCGGGUAAUGAAAUCCUUGGUGUUGGUGAUCUGGUCGCUACGUCUGGUGCCGAUAUCAGAGAUGAGAACCAGUUCCAGCCUACUCUACUUAUUAAGACCAUUGCACCGCAUGUUGGUCGCCAAAACCUCGAAGCAUUUUGCAAGGAACACCUUGGCGAAGAGGAGGGCGGCUUCAAAUGGCUAUCCCUAUCGGAUCCCAAUCCCAGCAAAAGAUACCAUCGCAUUGGCUGGGUUAUGUUGCAUCCUGCAUCAGAUACCGCCAUGCCAGUAGAGAGAGCUGAUCCUAAAGACGAAGAUGGCGAUCAUGCUACCACCCCGCCUCCUGUAUCAACUGCUGAGAAAGCUUUGGAGGCUAUCAACGGCAAGACCGUCAAAGACGAGGCUAAAGGCGAUUUUGUGUGUCAUGUCGGCGUGCAUAACCCGCCAGGAAAUCCUAGAAAGAAGGCACUCUGGGAUUUAUUCUCAGCCCCAGAGCGCAUCGAUAAGGACCUUCUCAACGCGCAGCGUCUAAUCAACAAGUUUGAAGAAGAGUUUGGUUCCGACUUCCAAAGUGUUCUCAAAGUAGAGGAGAGAGUAGAAGCACUUCGUGCCGAUGGUCAGCUCAAAUCUGCACUACCAGCACCUACGAAGAAGUCUCGGGAACCCAAAGAUAUAUCUAUGGAUAUUGCGAUGGACGAAGAGGGUGCUGCAGGAGGCGAUGAGGAGGAAGAGGAAGGCGCCUUGGAAGAUGAUGACGGCGAUCCUGAAGACCUUUUGGUCAAGAAGAAACAGCUGGACUUGUUGAUUGAGUAUCUGCGCAGAGUCUUCAGCUUCUGUCUCUUCUGCGUUUUCGAGAGUGACUCCGUCCAUGAGCUCUCCCGCAAAUGUCCUGGUGGACACUUGCGUCGCCCUCGCAGUACACUGUCCAGCGCUGCCAGAGCCGUCGCACAGGCGAGCGCUGAUGGUGCUCCUUUCCCCGAAAAGAAGCGAGAUACUGACGAGGAGGGUGAGAUGGAUACCGACGGUGACAAGAAGUUCCGCAACACUUCUACCAAGGCUGAGCAGCAGCUACAGCGUGCCUAUAACUGGGUGAAGACGUAUGAAGAGAAGCUCGCGCAAAUCUUGGAGCCUCAAUCUGUUGACCUUCGCAAGUUUGGCGGCCGUCCUGUCGAUACUGCUUUGGAGGAUGAACUUGCUAAAUUCGUCAAGCAAGAGGAUGAACACAAGUGGCGAUGCAAGGUGCCGGAAUGCACUAAGCUCUUCAAGGAGGAGCACUUUUGGAAGAAGCACGUGGAGAAGCGUCAUCAAGAGUGGGUGGACGAGUUGAAGGAAGAGUUUGAACUCAUCAACUCAUAUGUGUCGGAUCCCUCACACAUCGCACCAUCUCGAACUGAUGCCAACUCGAAUGGGCAUUUCCCCAUCACCAACGGUCAAUCCGGUCUCAGCACUCCACGCGGCUUCAAUCUGCACAACUUUGCCAACGGCGUGCCUGGUUUCCCUAUGCCUCCUGGUGGUCUUCCGCCUCAUUUUGCAGGCAUGCCCGGUGCAGGCUGGAGUGGUGACGACCGUCGAUCCGGAGGUCCUAUCCGUCGCGGCGGUAGCAUGUCCGGUGGACGCGGAGCGUAUCGCUCAGGUCCUUAUGAUCGCCGUGGACCGCGUGAUAGUAACCGUGGCCGCAUGGGAGGCUCGCGCUGGGGCGACGGCGGCGCUGCAGCUGGCGGUCCUCGAGAAGCAGUCCAAGGUCGAAGUCUGAAGAGUUAUGAGGACCUUGAUAACGUGUCUGGUAGCGGCUCCAAGGAGCUUGACUAUUAGUGCAUUAGUAUCCGCCGCAUCGGAUCUUACUCGCAACCGCGAGGCAUUGUAUUAUUCAUGCUUGAUUCCUGCUUUCUGACACAAUCAGAAAUACAUAGCACAGAGGUGUAACACGGCUAGGUGUUUUUUGUAAUUGAUUUGAUUUGAUUUUUGGGGGAAGUGCAGCAAAUGGAGAGGUCGUCUUUUUUUCUAUUUUAGCAAAAGCAGAAUGAACACUGGUAGCAGAUACAUUAUAUAGGUUGAGGACAAUUGUAAUCCUACAGAUAUACUUUCAA